This is a messenger RNA of Grus americana (Whooping crane), 4332 nucleotides long. It is a transcript of the gene ITGA5, whose product is annotated as integrin subunit alpha 5. Gene Ontology annotation, cellular component: integrin complex; external side of plasma membrane. Lineage: Eukaryota; Metazoa; Chordata; Aves; Gruiformes; Gruidae. Gene Ontology annotation, biological process: cell-matrix adhesion; angiogenesis; integrin-mediated signaling pathway. Bases 66 to 3293 code for a protein of 1075 amino acids. The record is from RefSeq and is a predicted model, not a curated record. Gene Ontology annotation, molecular function: integrin binding. The transcript has 30 exons.
CGGGCACUUUCCGAGGGGACUCGGGAGCGGGAGGCAGCGCCGAGCCCGGCCAGCCCCGCUCCGCCAUGGCCCCGGCCCCCCCGCGCCGCCCCCGGCCCCGGCCCCGGGCGCUGCCGCCGCUGCUGCCGCUGCUGCCGCUGCUGCCGCUGCUGCUGCCGCCGCUGCCCGCCGCUGCCUUCAACCUGGAGGCGUCGCGGCCCGUCGCCUUCCGCGGGGCCCCCGGGUCCCUCUUCGGCUUCGCGUUGGACUUUUACCUGCCCCAACCCCGCAGUGUCAGCAUCCUGGUGGGUGCCCCCAAGGCCAACACGAGCCAACCCAAUGUCACCCAGGGGGGGGCCGUCUAUCACUGCCCCUGGCCCCCCAGCGACGACUGCACUCCCAUCGACUUCGAUCACAUUGGGACCCGCACCCACGACUUCGGGGGCAACAGCACGGAGACCCCCGACCCCGUCGAGUUCAAGUCCCUGCAGUGGUUCGGGGCCACCGUGCGGGCGCACAACGCCUCCAUCCUGGCCUGCGCCCCACUGUACAGCUGGAGCCCCCCCAAGGAGGAGGGGGGGGGCCGGGAGCCGGUGGGCACCUGCUUCCUCUCCAUCGGCAACUUCUCCAAGUUCGUGGAGUACGCGCCCUGCCGCUCAGACCUGAACUCUGCGGCCGGGCAGGGCUACUGCCAGGGGGGCUUCAGCGCCGAGUUCACCCAGACAGGACGGGUGCUCCUGGGGGGGCCCGGCAGCUACUUCUGGCAAGGGCAGGUGAUGUCGGCGACGCAGGAGCAGAUCGCGGCCUCCAGCUACCCCGAGUACUUCAUCCAGGAGGUGGCCGGGCAGCUCCAGACGCGGCAGGCGGCCCCCACCUACGAUGACAGCUACAUGGGCUACUCGGUGGCAGUUGGCGAGUUCAGCGGGGACACGACACAAGACUUCGUGGCUGGCGUCCCCAAGGGCAACCUCACCUACGGCUACGUCACCAUCCUCAAUGGCACCAACAUGAAGUCCCUCUACAACUUCUCAGGGGAGCAGAUGGCCGCCUAUUUCGGCUACGCUGUGGCAGCCACGGACGUCAACAACGACGGGCUGACCGACCUGCUGGUGGGGGCCCCCCUCUUCAUGGCGCGGACAGGGGAGGGGUGGGUGCAGGAGGUGGGCAGGGUGUACCUGUACCUGCAGCUGCCCGGGGGGGCCCUGCCCGCCCCCCCCGCCCCGGCACCCACCCCCCUUACGGCACCCACCCCCGCCAUGGCACCCACCCCCACCAUGGCGCUCACCGGGCCCCAGGAAUUCGGGCGCUUCGGCAGCGCCAUCGCCCCCCUGGGUGACCUUGACCUGGACGGCUUCAACGACGUGGCGGUGGGGGCGCCCCUGGGUGCCGAGGGCCGGCAGGGUCUGGUGUACGUCUACAGCGGGCGGGGGGCCGGGCUGCACCCCCACCCUGCCCAGGUGCUGCGGGGGCAGUGGGCGCCCACCCGGCACCCCGACUUCUUCGGAGCCGCCCUGCGUGGGGCCACCGACCUGGAUGGCAACGGCUACCCGGACCUCCUGGUGGGCGCCUUCGGGGUGGACACGGCCGUGGUGUACAGGGGCCGCCCCAUCGUCCACGCCAGCGCCGCGCUCAGCGUCUUCCCCACCAUGUUCAACCCCGAGGAGCGCGGCUGCGUCCUCGAGGGCACCGGUCUCCACGUCCCCUGCAUCAACGUCAGCUUCUGCCUCAACGCAUCGGGGCGUCACCUACCCGGCCCCAUCGGUUUUGAGGUGGAGCUGAGCGUGGAUGGGGCGAAGGCCGGGGGGGCGCGUCGGGCGCUUUUUCUCCCGGGGGGGCAGCCCACCCGCACCCUCACCCUGGCCGUCCCCAACGGCGCCGGCGCCCGCUGUCGCACCAUGGCCGUCUUCCUGCGGAAUGAGUCGGAGUUUCGGGACAAGCUGUCACCCAUCGCCGUGGGGUUGAGCUUCGCCCUGGACCCCCACGCCCCCCCCGACACCCAUGGGCUGCACCCGGUCCUGGCCGCCCAUACCCGCACCCGACUGGAGGCCAAGGCUCACAUCCAGCUGGACUGCGGGGAGGACAACGUCUGUGUGCCCGACCUGCAGCUGGAGGCGUCUGUGGACCGUCGCGCCGUCUACUUGGGGGACCGCAACAGCCUGAACUUGACCUUCAACGCCCGCAACCAGGGCGAGGGGGGGGCUUACGAGGCCGAGCUGCACGUGCGGCCCCCCCCCCACGCCCAGUACACCGGGGUGCUGCGCCCACACGGGAACUUCUCUGCACUGAGCUGUGAGCUCGGGGGGGGCAACGGCUCGAGCCCCCUCGUCUGCGACCUGGGCAACCCCAUGAAGGCGGGCGCCAGCAUCUGGGGGGGGCUGCGCUUCACCGUCCCCCACCUCAGCGACAGCAGCAAGAGCAUCCGCUUCGAGCUGCAGAUCCGCAGCAAGAACGCCAACAACUCGCAGAGCGAGGUGGUGACGGUGCCGCUGGAGGUGCGGGCGGCCACCCGCCUCUCCGCCUUCGGGGUGUCACGGCCCGACAUCGUCACCGUCCCCGAGGGGGGCUGGACGCCCGAGCGGCCGCCCCAGCGGCUGCAGGACCUGGGGCCACCCGUGGAGCACGUCUACGAGGUGGUGAACGAGGGUCCCAGCGCCAUCAGCCAUGGCACCCUGGAGCUGAGCUGUCCCCUGACCUUCGGGGGCCACCCCCUCCUCUAUGUCACCGGCCACUCGGGACCCCGCAACUGCUCCGCCAGCCACCCCCUGGACAGCCUGCGCCUGGCGGAGCAGGAGCCGAGCCCGGACACGCACGUCCUGCAGCGCCGUGACACGGGGGACGCGGUCACCAGGGACACGCGGGGCAGCGCCCCCGCCCCGUCCCCCUACACCCUGGGGUGCCCCGAGCCCGAGUGCUUCCGGCUGAGCUGCCCCAUGGGGGGGCUGGAGAAGCAGCAGCGGGUCAGCCUGCGCCUCGCCUUCCGCCUCUGGGCCCCCCCCCUGCCCCAGCGGGAGGCGCGGGCGCAGGCGUUGCGCUGUGAGGCCGAGUACCGGGUGCUGCGGCUGCCGUACCGCGUCCGGCCCCAGCACUACCCCAGCCAGCGCCUGCAGGUGGUGACGGGGCUGCAGUGGGCGCGCGCCGAGGGCGGCCCCGGGGUGCCGGUGUGGGUGGUGGUGCUGGCCGUGCUGCUGGGGCUGCUGCUGCUCGCCCUGCUCUGCUACGGCCUCUACAAGCUGGGCUUCUUCAAGCGCUCGGGGCCGUACGGCACGGCCAUGGAGAAGGCGCAGCUGAAGCCCCAGGCGGCCUCGGAGGCCUGACGGGGCCCCGCACCGCCGGCGUCACCCGCACCGCACCGCGGGCCGCGCACCGCCGCCGGGCCGGGCACCGCCGGGCUGGGUACCCCCGUACCGGGCACCACCAACACGCUGGAUACCGUCGUGCCGGGUGACAACGGUCCCGGUUCUGCCGGGAUGGGCACCGUCGCCGGAACGGGUACCGCUGUACCCGACAUCACCGCCGGACUGAGCAGCACCGUGACGGGCAUCGCCACCGGACGGGGUACCAUCGUGCUGGGCGUCACCACCGGAGCAAGUACCGCCAGGACAGGCACCGUCACCGAACCGGUACCGCCGGGACGGGCGCUGCCGGCACACGGGGCGAUGCCGAGCCGGGCACCACCACGCUGGACACCGCCGUGCCAGGCGGCAGCAGCCCGGGCACAACCGCUGCGCCGGGUACAACCGCCAUAGCUGGCACAACCUGCACGCUGGGCACAACCGCCGUGCCGGGCACCGCCACAACCGGGACACCGCCGCCGUGCCGGGUAACACCGCCGUGCCGGUGGCAUCGCCGUCGUGACCGGCACCGCCAGCCCGGGCACCGCCGUUGACAGUCGGGACACCGGUGGGAUGGAUGACACCGUGCCGGACAACACCGUGCCGGACAACACCGUGCCGACAGCGUCACCGCGCCGGGCACCGGUGCCAGCCCUGUCACCCCGUCCCGGCACAGGACCUGGCGGGGGGCACACACACACACGCACGCACGCACGCGUGCCCCGGCGACACCUUGUCACGGUGUCACCCUCUCACACGGUGUCACCCAGUCGCGGUGUCACCCGGCGCGGCCCAUGUGUGCUGCACUGCCCGUGCCCCCCCCCCGCGGGCACCUCACUUUGCACUGACCCCGCGCCCGAAAUUUUGGGGGGGGGGGGUGACGGGGGGGGGGGGGUGUUGGUGGGGGGAGACACACACAAAACCCACCCCCCCCUCCCCCGCGUGUCCCCGGGGUGUCCCCGGGGUGUCCCCGGGCCGCGGGGGGGGGAUUGCACUAGCGCGGGGGGGGCCGGGGGGGCAC